AGACAAUUUGCGCCCAGUAAAACUUUUAUUUAUGUAGUCACUUCCACUUAUAUAAAGUAGAUGUCCACAACAACAACAAAUAAUUUGAGUUCUGUAACGGCUCUUACAUAAUGACAUGUAAUGCGCAUCCAAAGUGUGUUAAGUUGCGAUUGUAAUUCAGAUAUCGCAAUAAUAUGUGCAUUACGGUAGAAACUAGUAAACUCCGCGGACUACACUCAGACAGUUUUGUUACCAAGAGCGUCAACAAACUCUUCUCACAACACAUCAAACUGAUAAGUUCAUAUUGUAAAAACACUUUCUUGAACAUGACAGAAAUAUUUUCAUCGCUUUACGGACAAACUGACGCUCAGGGACCUUCGGGACCAUCAGGAAUGGGGUUCGGGCCCGGAAAACCACUGGCACCACCGGUACCCCAAAACCCAGUACACAUGGCGAUGCCCAUUCCGCACCAGCUUGUAGAUGAGGGGCCCCCUCUCCGAAAACAAAGUGCUGCCAUGAAUGAACCCUUUUACUUAGUGCGAGAGCUGCCAAUGGAAAAUGAACUGACUGGAAACACCAACCUAAUUACACACUACAAUCUGGAACAUGCAUACAACAAGUUUUGUGGUAAAAAGGUGAAGGAGAAGCUGAGCAACUUUCUCCCAGAAUUACCAGGUAUGAUAGACACAACAGGUCUUCAGGAUGGAAGUUCUUUGCGCUCCCUUAUCGAGAAGCCCCCAGUGUGCAACAACUCCUUCAGUCCUCUUACUGGAACCAUGCUCACUGGGUUCCGAUUACACACUGGCCCUCUUCCCGAGCAGUACAGACUAAUGCACAUUCAGCCACCAAAGAAGAAGAGCAAACAUAAACACAGACAUCACAGACCCCAGGACCCCUUACCCCCAGAAACCCCAUCAGAUUCAGACCACAAGAAAAAGAAGAAGAAGAAAGAUGAUGAUCCUGAUAGAAAGAAAAAGAAGAAGGAUAAGAAGAAAAAGAAGAACCGUCACAGUCCUGAUCACCCCGGCAUGACCGGCUCUCAGCCUAGCACCAGCAGUCUGAGGUAGAAGCCCACAGGAAGGGAGAUGAAGCAAGAAUUCAUUGUAAAUAGCAUUAAAAGACAAGCGAUCAUUUUAAGACUGUGUGUGUGUGUGUGUGUGUGUGUGUGUGUGUGUGUGUGUGUGUGUGUGUGUGUGUGAGAAAGAGAGAGAGAGAGAGAGAGAGAGAGAGAGAUAGGGAGAGAGGGCACUGCAUGAACAGUGGACUAAGCAGUGCAGACCUUUAUGCCUUUAUUUUUACUCUUGUAUAUUACUUGUGUAUAUGCUUCGGACAAGACAACGACCAUUUUUGUUCCGUCAAUUAGAAAUUGUCUGUUUACUUAUGCAAUUAUUAUUGAAAAAUGUCAUGGACACUGUGAACAUCUUUAAAUCAGUAAAUUACUUUUUUACUUUU
Clarias gariepinus (North African catfish) is the source of this 1431-nucleotide messenger RNA. RefSeq names its product mediator complex subunit 19b (gene med19b). Lineage: Eukaryota; Metazoa; Chordata; Actinopteri; Siluriformes; Clariidae. Gene Ontology annotation, cellular component: mediator complex. Gene Ontology annotation, biological process: positive regulation of transcription by RNA polymerase II. The transcript has 6 exons. Gene Ontology annotation, molecular function: transcription coregulator activity; transcription factor binding. The coding region runs from base 174 to 1046 and encodes 290 amino acids. The record is from RefSeq and is a predicted model, not a curated record.